Messenger RNA from Cataglyphis hispanica, 11467 nucleotides. It is a transcript of the gene dom, whose product is annotated as helicase domino. Gene Ontology annotation, cellular component: Swr1 complex. The record is from RefSeq and is a predicted model, not a curated record. Gene Ontology annotation, molecular function: ATP-dependent chromatin remodeler activity; ATP hydrolysis activity; histone binding. Lineage: Eukaryota; Metazoa; Arthropoda; Insecta; Hymenoptera; Formicidae. The transcript has 34 exons. The coding region runs from base 322 to 9075 and encodes 2917 amino acids.
GGCCAAUGGGAAAGCGCGCUCCGCCAUCUCUGCGCGACUGGCGCAAACAUCGCGACUUGGGAGGGGGAAGGGGAGACUGGCUCGUUUCGGCCGCGGCCGAAAUUUGUCUCGCAGCCGUCGCCAUGUUUAGAAGUGUGUACGCGUCCUUGGGCGUGCGGUGUGACAAUGUAUCGUAAAAUAUUAGAUAUAUCUCAUGCGUCGUAUGUUACGUGAGGUACCCAAUUGCGAGUUGACCCACGCGGAUCACGGGCGUGACGACCGUUUCCGUGGAUGGCGCACCUACGUCGCGGAAAUUUGUGAUUACAUUAUGCAUAACGUGCAAUGAGUGAUAAGCAAGGUGCACCUAUUUUACCACCCCUUAAUCGGGGUGCGGCUAAUAAUGGAGGUGCAGCUCAACAGACUGUCAGUCUGCAGCAAGUUCUCGCUACUCAAGGCCUCAAUGUGCUCUCUACUAGUAGCGGGCAACAGUUUGUUAUUACAAGUCAAGUUCCUGGUCUUACGCAGGUCAUACCAAAUAACAUCACAACUAACGCGAGUGGAACGCAACAAGUCGGCGUCACGAGGAUCGUUAACAUUGCGGGGACGCCACCGCGUAACACGGCAGGAUUGGUGGCCGGAAAUGUCAGUGUUGCUGGUACAUCGCCGGUCGCGUCGCGGCCACAGAAUUCCACCAAGGUAGUAUUAGCGACGUCACCGAAGCUCGUACGCACCUCAUUAAGCAACAUGUUCGCGACACCGAUGUCAUCGCAAACGUCAUCGCCGCAGACGCGGGUGCAAUCACCGUCGCCGCCGGCGAGAAAGCGAUUGAAAUUAUCGGAGACGACGGAGAAAGCGGUUGCGUUCGAUAGCAGUGGCUACCGUAGACGAAUAUUGGAGCACAAGAUACGGCGGAUGCGCAUCGUACGCGAGAAAUACGUUGAGAAUGUGUCGGAGCUGUUCUUUUUGCACAUCGGCGGAAACAUGAUGGACUACCCCAGUUGGCAGAAACGGCCCCCGACGCCGCAAUAUUUGCACUUUUUACGUCAGCAUCCGCUUGAUCCAGACGAUGAUGACGAGGAUUUGACAGCGCCGUUGUCAUCAGAUUUCUCGCAGUUGUCUACCGUUACUACUGUUGCCACUGCUACCGUCGCUGCUGUUAUUACCACCGCUGCUGUCACUGCUACCGUUGCAACCGUUACCACCGGUUCUACGAUGGUACAAAUCCCAAAUCAAAGUGCGGAAGUUAAGAUCUCCGGUGCAGGUGUCACGCCAGUAGCACUUUCCACUACCCUGCCUGCUGCGGCUUUAGCUCAGCUCACCCAACAAGGACAAGUACCAGGUAGGCCUCAAGGGGGCCGCCAUGGCAUGGUAUUUGCCUUCCGAGCGGCAAUCCAGUCUUCACCGUCAGUCACCGUUCAUCCUCCAUCCGCUUCUACUCUAGCACCUACGCUCAUUAUAGGUGGAACACCGGUGGUUACGGAACCGUCGAAGCCAGCGAUCACGAUCACUGCUCCGAGUCCGGUGAUAGAAAAGCCAUCGUCAUCGAUAACUACCACCGUCACCCCGAAAACGCCUACGACAACCACUGCGCUCAAUAACCCCCAGCCUGUCGUUAAACUUGUUAAGUUGUCUACACCUACUACCAUAGUUACUUCCUGUGAUAUUACGAACAAUCAGGAGCAAAUUGUAGAAAAGGCUAAACAGGAGGCAUACGUGAUGCAGAGGAUCGCUGAGUUGCAACGUGAGGGAUUAUGGUCAGAGCGGCGAUUACCUAAAGUGCAGGAACCGGCUCGAACCAAAGCUCAUUGGGAUUAUUUGCUGGAAGAAAUGGUAUGGUUGGCUGCCGACUUUGCCCAGGAGCGCAAAUGGAAGAAGGCUGCAGCGAAAAAAUGUGCGCGAAUGGUGCAAAAGUACUUUCAGGAGAAGGCGAUUCAGGCGCAGAAGGCUGAGAAAUCGCAGGAACUUCGAUUGAAAAAGAUUGCUAGCUUCGUCGCCAAGGAAAUUAAAACCUUUUGGACGAAUGUUGAAAAGUUGGUGGAAUAUAAGCAGCAAACGAGGCUGGAAGAAAAACGAAAAAAGGCGUUAGAUCAGCAUUUGAACUUCAUUGUGGGUCAAACAGAAAAAUAUUCCACAUGGCUGACAGAGGGUCUUAAUAAGACCGAUGGUUCACAAAGUAUUCCAGCUUCCAUAAAUAGUUCGCGCAUCUCUUCACCAGUUCCACAAGGAAAAUGUCAUUCCGAUGAGGAAUUCCAGCCAAAUCAGAGUUCAGAUGAUGAUGAGGAGACUAUAGCUAAGGCCGAAGAGGAAAUGAAAUUAACGACCAAUCACAAAGAGGAAGUGGAAUUAUUGAAGAGGGAAUCGGAAAUACCUUUGGAAGAUCUUCUGAAAGACUUGCCACCAGACUAUUUGGAGGAUUGCAACAAAAGCUUAUCACCACAUAAUGCAACAAACGAAGAGGAGCAAAAUGACAACAAGGAAGCAGCUGACGCGGAUGCAGAUUUUGUCGCGGCAUCUGGUGAAUCCUCGGACGAAGAAGAUACUAUCAUGGAAGAAGAGAAACUUGAGGGAGAAAUCGAUCAUAAACGGGAACUUGAUGAGCUUAAGGCUGACAACGAAAUGUCUAUUGAAGAACUUGCGGCUAAAUAUGCAAAUAUGUCGGACAUGGAUGUAGAUGUGGACGUGGAAGUUGAAGGUACAGAUAAAGAAAACAGUGACAAGGAAGUGGCUCCGGAAACCGAAGAUCAAACAACUAGUAGCGAGAACGAGAGUGAAGAGAGUGAUCGCGAGAGUGACGAGGAAGAGGUUCGGACUCAGAGCGAUGCCGAGGCAGAUGUGGGACUUCAAUCUCUCCUUGAAGAUCCAUCCGAAAAACAAUUGGACAGGAUUUCAGACGAUCAUUCAGACGCUCGUAACGAGAUGGAUAACGUCGCCGCGUUAGCCGAGAGCAUCCAGCCUAAGGGAAAUACAUUGCUCACCACUAGUGUUGUCACUAAAAUACCCUUUCUUUUAAAACACUCCCUUCGCGAGUAUCAGCAUAUAGGAUUGGAUUGGCUUGUUACUAUGUACGAUAGAAAAUUAAAUGGCAUUCUGGCGGACGAGAUGGGUUUAGGUAAAACUAUACAAACCAUCGCCUUAUUGGCGCACUUAGCUUGUGAAAAGGGGAAUUGGGGACCGCAUCUUAUAAUUGUACCGACCUCCGUGAUGCUCAAUUGGGAAAUGGAAUGCAAAAAGUGGUGUCCCGGAUUUAAGAUACUGACAUAUUAUGGGACGCAAAAAGAGAGGAAACAAAAGAGAACAGGUUGGACGAAACCGAACGCUUUCCACAUAUGCAUUACAUCUUACAAAUUAGUAAUACAGGAUCACCAAAGUUUUAGACGGAAGAAGUGGAAGUAUCUCAUUUUGGAUGAGGCACAGAAUAUUAAGAACUUCAAAUCGCAGAGAUGGCAAUUGCUCUUAAAUUUCCAAACACAACGGAGAUUACUUCUUACCGGCACACCUCUUCAAAACAAUUUAAUGGAACUAUGGUCUUUGAUGCAUUUUCUUAUGCCUAAUGUAUUUCAAUCUCAUCGCGAAUUUAAGGAAUGGUUUAGUAAUCCUGUUACAGGCAUGAUCGAAGGCAAUAGCGAAUACAACGAGAAUAUAAUCCGUCGUCUCCAUAAGGUGUUACGGCCAUUUCUCUUACGACGAUUAAAAACCGAAGUGGAAAAACAAUUGCCAAAAAAAUAUGAACACGUGGUUAUGUGUCGUUUGUCAAAGCGUCAGAGAUUUUUGUAUGACGACUUUAUGUCGAGAGCCAAGACGAAGGAAACACUCGCCAGCGGAAAUCUGUUGAGUGUGAUUAAUGUUUUAAUGCAAUUACGAAAAGUAUGUAACCAUCCGAACUUGUUCGAAGUGCGACCGACCGUUUCCCCGUUUCAAAUGGAGGCAAUCGAAUUUUUAACCGCCUCAUUGGUUUGGAGCGUGUUCGAUUAUGAUCCCUUCAAGCAUAUUCAAUUGUCCAGUCUGAACCUUUUGCUGUUAGAUCUGGAAUUGACGCUCAGUGCAUUUGUUGCACACAGAAUGAAACGAUUGCAAACGCCCAGAAAACUUAUAGAAGAAAUAGAUAACCAGCCAGAACCGACGCCAAGAUGUCCGUCCGGCCGGAUUAAGAUCAAUGUUAGAUUAUCGAAUCAAGCGAAACCACAGUCGUCGAAUACACAACAGCAACACCAACAACAGCAAACGCCGACUAGGUUGAAAAAUCUUGCCGGAGUAUUACCCACGCCAAGAAUGGGUACAUCUCUUUCAAUAAAAUCGUUAAAUACCAGUCAGACUGGUUCGGGACGAGGUGUUACAUUGAGAGUUGCAAGUGGUCAACAAUUGCAAGGAUAUUCCGUGCAACUGGUACCACAUCAGGCAGGCGUGAAAGCUAUUCCCGUGGCAACGCUGGGACAUAAUCCGCAAAAUGCUACCGUGACGUCAACUACGACAGGGACAAACGCGCAAAGAUUCACAGUGGGGAACGCUAGUCUUAGAGAUGGCAUUCAACGACUAACAACGCAGACCGUCACGGUUAAGCAAGGUGAUUCCGUCCAGAGAAUAGCGGUGCCUGGUUUUGCACAGUUGGUUCAAACUUCUACUGGGAGACAUAUUCUUUUGACAUCGAAUCAACAGAAUACUAACACAGUUUCGUUUCCAGUCAUGACCUCCAGUGGUUCGCGUCUCACUGUAUUGUCUAAAUCGUUGAUGGGUUUAUCCACCUCAGCAGCCACAGUGAAUAAGGUCGUCGGCGGUGUGGUGACAACGCCGAGUGGGCGACCCGUUAUGAGAGUACCUCCUCUGAACGUUACCGCCUCGCAAUCACCAUCAGGAAAUAGCCAACAGCAAUCCAGUCAACAACAAUCGCCAUCGAUACGCAGCAUCGUUACCAGACAGGCUCAGAAGGAAACCAGUAAGGCGCAGAGUAAAUCCGAACAGCCCAAAUCCGAAUUUCACUUACCGCAGCUGGAGGAAGAAAGACGGCAGAGAAGGCAGGCCAAAUUGUGCUUCACAGCAGACAUCAAUCAGCGAAGAUGCGCGGCGUGUCCGCUUUAUGGUGAAGAUGUUUUUAUGGCUUUAAGAAUUGGCAAGCCUACAACGGCUUGUCGCUGGCACAACGGUUGGGUGCACUGUACGACGGCUAAGGAAAACAUUCGUACUCGUAAGCAGUUUUUUUCACGGACGGAAGCGCUUGCUGAAGCCAUCAAGAGUACAGAGCAGAUUGUUGAAGAGCUAAAGGAAGUCUUUGAAAGAUUUGUGGUUCACGUACCGGCUGUGCGUGCGCCGACGCCUCGAUUCCAUGUGUCUCAUCCACCACCUCAUAAAUUGUGGGCCGAACGUCAACUACGGAUUGAAUUGCAAAAACAAUUAUCUCCGAAAUUAGCAGUGUUUCAUCCGAUUUCGAGUCUCAUGCUCACGCAAUUCCCUGAUCCCAGACUCAUACAGUAUGAUUGCGGCAAACUACAAUCGUUGGACCGUCUGUUGAGGAAGUUGAAGUCCGAAAAUCAUCGGGUUUUAAUAUUCACGCAAAUGACUAGGAUGUUGGAUGUGCUGGAAGCUUUUCUGAAUUUCCAUGGACACAUAUAUCUACGAUUGGACGGCACCACGAGGGUGGAUCAACGUCAGAUUCUGAUGGAGAGGUUCAACGGUGAUAAGCGAAUCUUUUGCUUUAUUCUGUCAACGAGAUCUGGUGGUGUUGGCGUGAAUCUUACGGGAGCGGACACAGUAAUAUUUUACGACAGCGACUGGAAUCCUACGAUGGACGCUCAAGCGCAGGACAGAUGCCACAGGAUCGGUCAAACGCGGGAUGUACAUAUCUACAGAUUGGUCAGUGAGAAGACUGUAGAAGAGAAUAUUCUAAAGAAGGCGAAUCAGAAGAGGUUGUUAGGCGAUCUCGCGAUUGAAGGCGGAAACUUCACUACGGCAUACUUUAAAAGCUCCACUAUUCAAGAUCUAUUCAACAUCGAUCAAACGGAAAACGAUGCAUCGAUGCGAAUGGCCGAGGUACUGGAACAGAAUCGGGAACGAGAAAAAGCUUGGAACAAGGAACCGGCAGCAGGAUCCUUUCAGGGUAUUUCGAAUCAACACACGGAGGAAAAAGCGGCGAUGGGUGCUCUGGAAAACGCUCUUGCCGCUGCUGAAGAAGAUCUCGAUGUUCAAGCCGCGAAAACCGCGAAAGCGGAAGCUGUUGCCGAUCUUGCCGAAUUCGACGAAAACAUUCCGCUGGAGGACGCCGACAAAGAUGAAACGCAGGUCAGCAAGGCGGAGCAGGAAGUUCAGAAUCUGGUUGCUCAGCUUACUCCAAUCGAGAGGUAUGCCAUGAGGUUUGUCGAGGAAUCUGAGGGCGCGUUUUCUGCGGCACAGCUGGCCGCGGCGGAACGGGAACUUGAGCAGCAGAAGAAAGAGUGGGAGUUGGACCGGCUGCGAGCACUGCGCGAGGAGGAAGAGCGGCGGAUGCGGCUAGCCGACGACGACGAGAAGCCGCUCACGUUUGGCCGCGAGGAUGCGCAGAAUCAGAUUUGGUUAUCGGAACAUACCAUGGAACAAAUGCCGAUGUGGUGCCCACCCACUCCUCCUACAACAGAUGAUGAUGUAUAUAUUGAUUACGCUAUGAGCUUUCUUUAUGAAGAUACACCUAUGACAGAGGCUCAACUACCUCCAAUCUAUGUGAAGAAAGAGCGGAACAGGAGCAGAAUCGAGGCCAAUCUCACCGACGAUGGGUGUCGACCUGUCAAGAUGAUGCGGCAUAAAGAGGAAUCUGUGUACGCGCCGAGAUCCCUCUUCGAUCGACCAUCACCGGCAUUGAUGAAGAUGCGUCGCGAUAUGAAGUCACACAAAUAUCGCACGAUUGUACGCCCACCGGUAACAGUAUUGAAGAACUCCUCGCAUGUCACAAAGAAUUCACCAGAACCGGAUCAUGCGAUAGACUGGUUGAUCUACGAAGAAUGGAGUUUGUUACAUUCCAUUCAAAGCUAUCAAGGUUUACCGUUGAAUACGAUAAUUCUCUCACCGGGUCAUACACCCAACUGGGACAUGGUAGCCGACUGUGUCAACAAUGGCACGCGAUUACACAGGUCGCCCAAGCACUGCAGAGGCAGAUAUGAGUCUGUGAUAAUACCGAGGGAAGAGGGUAAACUGCUAUAUGAUACUCCUCCAAAGAAACAGAAGAAACAGAAGGGAAGCGUUUACAAAACACCGCAAAUCUCCGAGCAACAGAGUAAGAGCAACAGACCGAUGAGGACAUCGCAAUUGCACAAUCAGGACAGGAACAACUCGUUCACAUCAAUGGGCACUCAGAGAUAUGAGACCAUAAAAUCUGUAUCUAAUAAGCGAACACCUACCGUGAAACCGCUCAUGAAUCCGUUAUUGAGGAAUCCCAUCGCGACUGCCUUGGUCGAAUGUGGAAUACAGAUCGACAAUCCGAUGGUGCCAGUGGAUGUUGCUACGCGACGCGCAGAUAGAAUUGCCAAAGAGAAGAUGAAGCACACGGUUAGUAAUGUUUUUACUCCGGAACAGCAACAACAGGUCGCAGCACGGCUCCUACAACAUCAACAGCAACAACAACAAGCCGCUCAACAGCAGCAGCAGCAAUUCAAAUUGCAACAGCAGCAGCAGCAGACUCAACAACAGGCUGGACAACAAGUGGUCACGAACUCUGUUGGAUCACAAAUGCAUCAGUUAUCUCAAGCAAUUUCAAAUGUGAAUAACGCCGGCGCCAUGACUAGCGCUAAGGCCGCCGCGAAUUUAACCAAUGUGGCAACCACUACAGUGGUCACUACGACGGUGAAAGCUCGAUCUGGUGGAAGCGGGCAAGUAAUCAUACAAGAUGCAAGAACAGCAUCGGCGAAUGCUGCGAGUUUGCAACAAGCUGCUCAACGAAUUGCAACAGGCGGUUUGCCAUCCACUGGUCAAGUUUCCACUAACGCAGCGGGUAGUCAAAAAACAGGUUUGGUAGGCGUCACAAUGGCUACAACGGGAAAUAAGGCAACAGCGGCGCAGUUGUAUUAUAGACAGCAACAAGUACUGUUGCGCCAACAACAACUCAACAAGGUAUUACAAACGCAAACUGGUCAAAAGUUAUCCGUUGCGAUACCAACCACGGCAACGGCGGCAGUGCAACAGCAGCAGCAGCGGGCGGCGACAGCGGCCAAUUUGAUGAAGCAGGGUAUCCCCACAGUGGGCACUGCAGCAGCGCAAACCGGUGUAAGCAAACAAAUGGCCAGGCCAGUGUCCGAGACGGAAAUGGCGUUGAUCAAGCGACAGGCACUACAUCAGGCAAAGACUGCGGCCGCGGCAGCUGGGCAGAUGCCUCCAACAGGACUUACACCGGCGCAGAUUUUUGCCCAAGCCGGUCUGCAGGUACAACAGAUGGGUACUUCUGCGAGUGGUACUCCGGUGGCGACUCUCGUCAAAACAGCCAACGUGACGGGUGUUCGUACCGGGACGCCCCAACAGAUUCGUCAGCUUGCGCUUCAUCCACAGAUUCUCGCUCAAAGAAAACUUGCAGGGCAGAAAGUCGCUGCGCAGCUCGGUAAGGGAGGUAUGCAGACGCAAUUGAUCGUGCAAUCACCAAAAUCGCUACCUGUGUCAAUGCAGCAAAUCCAACAAGUGAUAAAGCAGGUGCAACCUCCGGCAGUACAACAAUUUCCUCAUGUUUCGACGGGACAAACAGCGUCUCAAGCUAAUCCGAUAGUAUUGACUAAGUCGCAGCUGCCGACCCGCGUGAUACCAGUCGCAUCCGGAUCCUUAAAACAGACAAUACAGGUGGUAACUGCUAAUAAUGCGCAGUUGCGACAGGCUAUGCCUAUUCAAGGAAAACCGAUUGCCAGUGCGGUAAGACGAAGUCCUGGUCCAGGUUCCAGCCCAUGUCCAGGCCCAGGUGCCGCUACUGCCAGCUCUACCACCGGUGCGAGUGCUAGUCCUGGCGUAGGUGUCGCCUCUUCAUCCGCCGUCCCAAGUCUGACUUCUUCGCCCGGUCUUAGUCAAGUGAGAUUGCAAACCAUAACGCAUUCGCAACAAAUGCAGAAACAGCAGACACAGCAGCAGCAACAGUCUCAACAGGAGACGCUACCAAAAUAGCUUUGUACGAUCGGACGACAAUCCUUUAAAUUGAAUUGGGAAAUUCAGAAAGUAUAUUGGUGUGUGUUUCGCACGUAUCAAGAAAUUUUGCAGAUAUUUGUGUUAAAGAGUUAUCUUAAAACCUUUUUGCUUAGAAUAUACAUAGAAAAAACAAUUAGGUAUAUUAAAACAAUUAGGAAAUAUUUUGCGAUAUCACGUGUGGUUAUUAACAAAAAGAAAAAUAGUAAAUAAAAGUUUAAUAUUAAUAUUAAAUAAUAUUAAAUAUUAAUUAAAAGUUCUAAAUAAAAUAUUUUUCAGUUUACCAAUAGAAGCGAAGAUUCAAAUAUACUAAUACUCUAUAAUAGGCAAAGUAAAAAAUAUUAGUUUGCCAAGAAUAAAAUAUUUGAAUAAUUUGGAUUGAUUAUUAAGAGAUAGAAAAAAAUAUAUAAAUGUUAUUUUUUUAAAAUAAAUAUUAAUCUAGAUAUAUAUUAAGUUUCUGACUUUCUCGAUUCAAUUAAACAUUGAACAGUUUCGAGUUUUUCUUUUUUUUCAAUGUUAUUAUAAUUUUAAUAUAGAUGGGAAUAUGAAGUUUGAUAAUGAUAGUAACAUACAUACAAUUUAAAGCAUUCCAAGAUUUGCUGCAAACAACCAUAUUUUGAUUACAUUUUGUGCCACAAUGCAAAAAAUAUACUAUAAAUGGGAUGAGAAAAUCAGCUUAUAUUCAUACAUCAUUUUAACGUCGCUAUUUUAAUUUUGCCUUUGUAAAGAAUUAAUAAUUAAAAUUUUUAGGGUUUUUUUUUAUAAUACUUUAAAACAAUGGCAAAAUAGAUAAAUACUGAACGAUGUUCAGUGCUGCAGAGCGUGAAAAAACUGAUUUAAACAAAAGAUCAAAUAAUUGCUUCAAAGAAAAGUGUUCAUCAAUUUCCAGCAAUGUUGAAUUAUUAUUACCCCACUCGGUGUGUACCUUUCUAAUACUUUCUGACAUAUUGCUGCAAUAUUUCAUACAUUGCAGCAAUGUAUCAGAAAUGUUAUAUGCUGAAUGGAACGUUACGAAAUUAUAGAGUGCCUAUUAUUUUAAAUUUAGAAGCACGUCGAUACGAUCCAAAUGCUUAUGAUAAUGAGUCAACUGAAUGUUACUAAAUCAAACUAUCACAUUUACAUAUUUUGGAACUUUACUUAUUAUGACACAAAUGUGUCUAUGUCGCGAAGAUGAAAACAUAAGGUUCUUUUACUUUGUUAAAAAUUGUGUUUAUUGUCAUAAAAGGAAGUUUUUUGGAAUUGUGAGCGAAAAGCAUAAAGCGACGAGUAAAUACAGCGAGAAAUAUUAUUUACGAGGUUAAGAAUUUAAAUAAUCUUAAUUUUUAUAGCAAAAAAAUUUUAUGGAGAGAUUUAAAGAGUGAAUCAUCUAAUUUUAAACAAUUGUUUUUGACAAUUAUCUUUGUGAACAAAACUUAUUAACGAGAUCUUAAUUUCUCUUCAAGUAUUCUUAUAUGAAAUUGAAGUUGUUAAGAUUCUGCUUGUUGCCAAUUACCUAUAAUCCGCUGGCGGAAUCCAUUCAAUUUCUGUUCUGUAGGAAACGUUAUAAAAACUGUUUUACAUUAUCGAAUUAGAUGAUUCACUCUGUCUAUUAAAUACUCUCGAUGUAAAAUAUUUAAAAAUUCGAUAUUGUAUAUAUUUUAUAGAAGAUAAUGUUUGUGUGGCACAUUCUCUUUCUCUCUCCUACAUAUAUUCUCUAACAGAUUAUAGCGAAGAAAAAUACUUAAUAUAUCAUCGACAAAAUUAUACGAAACAAUUAAUCCAAGCAAUUUUCAAGAGAUAUUUAAAAAUUAUCUAAGGAGAAAUCAGUCAGAAAAUUAAGAUGUCUCUUAGAUGCUUAAAAAAGCUUGAAAAAUUGAGCAUUUUCUAUACAAAAUUCGAAAAGAUUAGAAUCUUUUGCAAUAUUUAAAAAGAUUUAAAAAAAACUAAAAUGUUCUUAAAUGUCCCAAAACGUUCAAACAUAAAAAAGCUUCUUUUUAAACUUUUAUCUAAAAAACAUUUAUUCCUUAUAUUUGAGGAGCGCUUUUUUAUUUAGAUGAGAUCUAAGAAAUUAAAAUGUUAUUUGGACGUUUUUUGGAGAAAAACUUACGAAAUUGUAUCUCUGUAUUUAUGGUUGCAUAGGAUUUAGCGAAGUUACUCUGAGAAUGCGAUGUUUAUACUAGAAUCGUUAUAAAUAAAGUUGCACGCGAUACGAUACAGGGUUUCCAUUUCGUUUAUGUACAGUGCAAGCCAUUUUAAAUAUAAACAUAUGAACGUCCUCAAAAGAAAAAUUUGCGAUGUUUGAUUACAUGAUCAAACAUGUAAUGAGGCAGAAGAGGAGUAACUCUUCUCCCCCCCCCCCAAAAAAAAAAGUUUUAUAUCUUAUAAAAAAAAACAA